UUCGUUACUCGAUCCAAUUUCUUCUAAGAUAAAAAAUUAUCCGUUCGCAAACAUCCAUUGGCAAUACUGAUCACCUUCAUGUUCUUCUUUCGUUACUAUGACAUGAUUACUUUUGCAAGAUCUCAGCCUCGUUUUUAUCGCGUUUUUGCCGCGGUCGCAAUGUUUAGAAAUUUGAACUGUCAACGUUCAUCCACCUGCCGAAGAUUGUAACGGUCCUACUGCAUUCAAAAAUAGACCGUUAUUUAAGGUUGAAAUGCUUUUCCUGCUUCUUUUGCUGAAUAUAUGUGCUGCUAAUGGAGCAGUGUACGAUUACUUAACAAGUGUAAAGAAUUAUUUCGGGUACAAUGGAGGUAAUGAAAAUUCUGCCGCCGAAUUUAGCCAAACUGUACCAUACGAAGUGUCGACAGUUGAUCAGAAAUUCAUCGAGGAGGCUGUUAAACUAACUGGAGUGGCAAUAUCUGAGCUUGAUUCUUGUCAGCAGAGGGUUAUAUUGAAAUUAAAAAGCGAUUGUAAUAAGCUGAAUGAUGAACAACUAGCCAAGGUUGCCGUUCAUCUUUUAAAUUGCCAAUCAUAUAUAGAAGGUCGUAAAAUCUAUCCUUGUACAGAGGAAAUGUCGAUAAAAGAGUGUACCACAAAUAUGGAUUCUGAUACAUGGACCAGUUACCAUUUGAUGAGCAACCGAGCUCGGUCAGUGUGUUAUAUGAUAAGACAGAGUCAAUUUAGAGGUUUAGCAGAGCACACUGUGAACCGAUUAAUGGAAGCCUCGAAAGACCAGUUAAAAUCAUUGGGUGAGAUUACCCUGAAUCAGGAAACUAUAAAAAAUGUUGCGGAAAGUACAUAUGAGACUCUUAAUAAAGCUCAUAAACAUCUCUCAGAGCAACAAAGAGAUAUGCAAAAGGCCCAGCUGCAUGGGCAACUAGUGCUGGAAAAUAAUAUUAUUCGACUGAUAGAUGAAAAGCGUCUUAUUCAUGAAACACAUGAAGAACUAGUUCAAAUGACCAAAGAUGUUCAAAGCAGAUUGGAUAUGUCAGCUGAACUAUUACAAAAUCAAAAUAUUGAGAGCCGAGUGAAUCAUAAGGAGCUGCUGGAUGAUUUGACUGGUCUUCACCAAAAAGCUGUUGAUCUGUUCAAAAAAAUUGAUGAUUAUUCUGAGAUUUUAUUGACACAAAACAAGAAUUUUCAGAAACAAUACCAGGAUACUUUAAGGAAUCUUCAGGAAGUAAAUAGGACAGUGCAUGAUUUGGUUGGUCUUUUAGGGGGCACCAGACAAGCUUUAGAAGAUAGACUGAGUUGGAUAAUGACUGCUUUAGGUGGUACAGACUCGGCAGUUGAAAGAAUAUACAUAAUAUUUUGGCACAUUUCGUUUAUGUUGGUGGCUAUGUUGUCAUGUGCUUUUCUCUCAGCUAGGACCAGUACUAGAUUGGUCAUAGCAACCUUGCCACCCAUGAACAUGAUUGUCGCCCUCUAUAGUCGGGAACAUUUGGAACCUGUCACCUUAGGGAUUGUUAUUGGUAUUUUUGUGUGCAUUCAAACUUUUAUCAUAUCAGCUGUAAAUAUUCGAGGCAGGAUAAAUGGCGCCAUCUCGUGGUCCAAGUCGGAAACGUCCCAGAAAAAAUAUGGUUCAGAAUCACCCAACUUACACGAUUUAGAUAUCGGCUCUGAAGCUGAUGUUUACGAUUACCAAUCCAACUUUGAAUCUCGCGAAUUAGAUGUAAAUGAUCGUUUCGAAUAUCAGUCCUUAACUCCGCCCAGGUCUAGAGUUGGAACUUAUUCCGUGAGAUCAAGAUCAAGAAGUGCCACGCCACUGGUCCUAAAUGCAAGUUCCAGAAGCGCUUGCCAUGCGAAAACGAGAACCGGGACCCCAUGUAGGAUUACUUCGAUGCCAGGCAGAGAUUUCUGCUAUAGGCACCAAAAUGGAGAUUCGGUCUUAGGGUAGGUUGUGGGACUUCUUUCUUUAUGCUAAUGAUAAUUUCUUUCAUUGUAAAUAAUUGUGACCAUCUAGUUAAAAUGUAAUACUUUAUUCAAAGUUUACAUUGACUUUUCUGAUAAUGCCUAUUUAGUAAUGCCUCUUUAGGUUGAACAGCAUAUUCCAAGGAGAUAUUUGAAACAUUUAUAUAAAAAUAGUCAAUCUCAAGUCAUAGCCUUUUUUUCGUUUUGUUUUUGAGCAAACGUUGAGAAAAUGUUGACUUUCAAUACCCUCAAACAAAGUACAGCAAAACAAUUCUUGUUUUGCUUUAGGGUAGGGUAUUGUGCCCAGUCGUCAUUUUAAAGUUUUAAAAACGUCACUUGUUUUUACAGCUUCGGAAGUUGUUAUUCACAGAACAUAGAAGAUUAAAUAUUAUUGCGCACUGAAACACAAAACAAAAAUGUGGAUAUUCGAGUCGAAUGUUUCAAAUAUGCGAGUGCAUUUAAAAUUCGGCGUUUUAAAACCAAUUGUUGACGGGAUGAGUUGAUUCACAUUUUGGAUGAUAAUAGUAUAAUAUUAUUACGCACGAGUGUGGUAGACGGCAUUUAAGUUAUCAGUUUAUUAGGCAGGUGCAUGGUGUGUUUCAAAAGGAGCAAUGGAUGACUAUAAAGAUAUCGAUUUACUUUGUAUUCAAAACUGUCGAAUUGAUUUAAGCUGUAGAGGUGUUGCAAUUUUUGUACGUACGCAAGGAUUGCUCAUUUUAUAAAAUUAACAUUAUUCUUAAUAGCUCUGUAAAAUACCUAAUUAUACACCGAUGUAGCAUGCGUCAGUUCGGUAAACUUUUUAAGUCACACUUUUAUUUGGCAUGAGCAGAGCGACUGACAAUGAGACAAAUUUUUGUUUGUUUUAACAAAGUAUAGGAUAUUGUCAUAUAAAAUAUGUUAAAAUUAAAUAGGUAAUUAAGGCAUCAGUUCGGUAUUUAGAUUGAAUGUGGUGAAUAUAUUAUCAACCUUUUGUUGUUGUCGUGCAGAUCAGUGUAUAAUUAGGUAUUUUACAGAGCGAGUAGGAAAAAAAUUAGUAACCCAUUUAUUGACUGUUAGUUGACUUGGUAUGGGACACAAGUUGGAGUAAAAGGCUUUGCUACUUUAAAAUCAAAAGCUAAAUGCGACUCCGGUGUAAGGCCUUUCAUCAGGAUUUGCGAUUUUUAAGGGCGGGUUUCAGAAAGGAUAGGCUGUAAAAAUAAUCACUUAAUUUUAUUUACUAUUAAUAAUUCUUUAAAAAAUGGGUUAAUAUUAUAAGUUAUGGGAAUGGCAUAAUUGAAAUUUAUCAAAAGAAUCCAAUAAGAAACGCACUAAAUUUGAUUUGUUGACUUUGAAACUCGCCCAUUAUCUAACUUGACAAACAACACUCAACAUCAACAGCGGCCGCGGGGGCGAUCUCGAGUAAGGCAACUUAUAUAUUAUUCUGUAAACUUUGGUUACAUGGACUGCUGCGACCAGUUGAUCUAAUGCUUGUGUCACUUCUAAUUUUUUCCUACUCACCCGAAAAUUUCAAACUGAUAUAAAGUUCAUUAUUUUGUGGGAGGAGGGGAUAUAUCCUUCAGGUUUUCAAAUUCUAGAAUGUCCGCACCUAGUUUUGAGUAUCGCUUCAUGCACGCCCUGCACUUGUCAUUGUCCGCACGGCACCCCGUGUGUUGUUUGAGGUUAUAGUCUCAGCGGUAUAGUUUACAUUUCUGUUUCAUUAAGUUCCGUUGGUAGUGAUGGUAAUAGUAUCAACCUGCAGGGUGGCGUGUUUGGAUUAAAGAAAUACACAUGGUUUUUAACAUGCCGUUUGCAUUUUUUUUAUUGUGAUGUUUUAUUGUAAUUUAUUCCAUAAUAAGUAGAAACAUUAAAUGUUGGUAACAGUACAUGUCAAUUUUUAUUAGU
Cylas formicarius (sweet potato weevil) is the source of this 3831-nucleotide messenger RNA. Its product is annotated as protein brambleberry-like. NCBI's taxonomy places the organism in Eukaryota, Metazoa, Arthropoda, Insecta, Coleoptera, Brentidae. The transcript is spliced from 5 exons. The record is from RefSeq and is a predicted model, not a curated record. The coding region runs from base 254 to 1936 and encodes 560 amino acids.